AACUAGCACUGAUGAAACCAAUAUAAAUUACCCUUUGAAGAACCACAAACUCCAUCAGACUUGAAAAGCAUUUGUGCAAAUGGAGUUAGAAAUGAUUUCUGGUUUUCUGGGAAUCCUAAGAGAUGCUUACAAAACCUUCUGCAAAAAUGUGAAGCUUAUGCUCUCAGUCGCUCUACUCACUCUGUCAUUCAACUCUAUCAUUUACUUGUCCAACUUCGUCUCCAUUAUGCCUUUAACCAGUGAUUUCUUCAAUAAGCAGACCUUGCUACCUACUACGACUCCCGGUAGCCCCGAAUUUGCCUCCCUACUCCUAAGCAUUCAACAAGACCUUCGGAUCUUCGUUGGAGUGGAAUGGAUUUUCCUCAUUAUCAACUUCAUCUCUGCUUUAUUCAUUACCACAGUCGUGAUCUUUGCAUCGGCCUAUAUGCAUAACGGGAAGGCCUUGUCGUUCAAGGAAUUGUUGUUGAAAACAUUGAAAGCAUGGAAAAGGCCAUUGGUGACUUGGUUUUAUGUGACUCUUCUUGCUUCUGGAUUCUUGAUCGUUUUCAUUAUCAUCCUGAUUCCUGUAUUCCUAGUCAUGGAUAGUCCAUUUAAACCAUCUAUUGUUUCGAUCGUGCUCAUCGUUCUAGUCGCGGUUCUUUACACUUACCUAGCUGUGGUGUGGACAUUAGCACUUGUGGUUUCAGUUCUUGAAGACAAGCGUGGGAUUGAGGCACUUGGGAAGGCUGCACAGCUUGUUAAGGGAAUGAAGUUAGAGGGUUUUCUUCUAAACCUUGUCUUCACAAUCCUGUCAUCUGGUUUGUUACAAGGAUGUGCUGGUUCAUGACAUACACUGUGUUGUACUAUCGAUCCAAGAAAACACAUGGAGAAGGGAUUGACUUUCAGGGGAGCUUAGAAUAUGUUAAACUACCUACAACACCCCUUAUUGUCGACGAUAUGGCGUGAUCUUUGCUAGUUGCUACUCAGGGUUGGUUCUGAUUGUAUGGCUUUGAUAUAUGAAUGAGUCUGUAAACUUGAUCCCAUGUUCAUAAAUCUACAACAUAUAUAUGUAUAUACAUACCUAUAUAUGUGUGUGUGCAUAUAUGUACAAUCACUGGUUAUCAAUAUUUGAAAUAAAAAUCAUCAAGUAGAUUGAA
Tripterygium wilfordii is the source of this 1136-nucleotide messenger RNA. RefSeq lists its product as uncharacterized. The record is from RefSeq and is a predicted model, not a curated record. The transcript has 2 exons. Lineage: Eukaryota; Viridiplantae; Streptophyta; Magnoliopsida; Celastrales; Celastraceae. Bases 80 to 826 code for a protein of 248 amino acids.